Molecule: messenger RNA, 3918 nt
Organism: Humulus lupulus (European hop)
Lineage: Eukaryota; Viridiplantae; Streptophyta; Magnoliopsida; Rosales; Cannabaceae
Exons: 3
Coding region: 1-3918 (1305 amino acids)
Source: RefSeq, a predicted model, not a curated record
AUGCACUUUGAUAGAAAACCAGUGAUAGUGAAGCCUUGGUCAGCUGAUUUGGAUACUCUUAAGGCUGUGAAAACUGUCCCUGUUUGGAUUAGAUUGCAAGGACUGGGUUUGCAAUAUUGGGGUACGAAAUGCUUAAGUGCUCUUGUGAGCACAAUAGGAAACCCACUUCUGGUAGACAAAGUUACUAAGGAAAGGUCGAUGAUGCAAUUUGCUAGAGUGUUAGUUGAAAUUGAGAUCGCUGAGGCUCUCCCUAAAUCUAUUCAGUUCCUUAAUGAGAAAGGGCAAUUAAUGGAACAGCUGCUGGAGUUUGAGUGGCUCCCGACUCAGUGCAGUGGGUGCAAGGUGUUUGGUCAUACAGUUAGUAUGUGUAAAAGGAAGCCGACUGAGGUUUGGAGGCAGAAAGGCCAUACUGGAAUAGUUGAGACUAAACAAGGUAACACGGAACAACAGCCAGUUUCGGAAGAAAAGAAUGUUACUAGUGGAGAAAAGGUUGCUGUCACGAAGGAUUUAGAUGAUAAGGAUUUAGAUGCAGGUCAGGGGAUAUCUCAGUCUCAGGCUCAAGUUAGGAAUGCAGAUCACACUGAUGUUGCUCCUGAUAGAAAUGUUAAUGUGACAGACAAGCUGGAAUGGAGUGCUCCUAAAAGAGGAGGUGGUCUUAAGAAGGUUAAUAGGAAGAUUCAGAGCAACCUGAGAAACUCUUAUGGUGUUUUGCAGGAUAAGAUUGGUCUUGGAGCUUUUUUGGAGACCAAACUUUAUGGUGAUAAAAUUAGGAAAAUGAUGAGUGCUUCUUUUAAAGGGUGGAACUACUACUCGGGUACUAAUUUGGAGGGUCGUAUUCUGGUUUUGUGGCUGCCUCAGGUGGUGACUAUUGAGAUCCUAAUGGAGAGUGACCAAUUUGUUCACAUAUAUGUUAAAGGGAUUAAUUCAAGUAAAAUAUUCUGUGUUACUUUUGUUUAUGGAAGGAACACCAUAAAGGGUAGAUUUCCUCUAUGGAGUGAUCUUGCUGGGUUAAGUUUCCCUGUUAAACCUUGGAGGGCUUUGGGGUUAGUUGAUGAGCUGCGUUCCAUAGGGUCUCAUUUUACUUGGACUAACAAUCAAGAAAAUGAUAAUAGAAUCUACUCUAAACUGGAUAGAGUGUUUAAAAACGAAGAAUGGCUGGAUUUGUUCCCUCAAGCUGAAGCUUUGUUUAAUUGGGACCUUCUUUCUGAUCAUUGCUACUGCAUCAUCAAAAUGGGAGCUGCUAUUAACAGUGGUCUUAAGCCUUUUAGAUUUUUUAAUAUGUGGACUGAGCAUAGGAGUUUUAAAGACACUGUUUUACAGAGCUGGAAUAAGCCUAUUAAAGGAAGAGGGCUGGUGCGUAUUGUCAGAAAAUUGAGUAGACUUAAGGUUGUUCUAAGCAAGUUCAAUAAACUCGUUGUGGGUGAUGUGGCUAUGCAUUACAAUCUGGCGAAGGAGAAGUUUCAAAAUGCUCAAGGAUUGCUUCAAAGAAAUCCCCACUCGACUGAGUUGCAAAGGGAGGAAGCUCUGGAUGGUGCGUGUCUUGCUUAUCAUUCUAAAGCUUAUGACAGCUUUUUGAGACAAAAAAGCAAGAUUGAUUGGCUGCGAUAUGGGGAUGAUAACACGGCUUAUUUUCAUGCGUGUUUAAAGCAAAGGAGAGCCAAUAAUUGCAUUACUUCAGGGGUUUUGGAUUCAGGUGAAUUAAUUGAGAAAUUUGAAGAUGUUGUGACACAUUUUGUUCACCAUUUUCAGAAAAUUAUGGGCAGUAGUAGUAAUGCUUCAGUUCCUGUUCAGUCCUCUUGUUUCAGGCUUGGUCAUUGUUUAUCCCUGGAGCAGCAAGUUAAGCUUGUUAGACCGUUCACAAAGAAGGAAGUGAAGGAUGCCUUAUUUAGCAUAAGCUCUAUAAAAAGUCCGGGGCCGGAUGGGUUCGGUUCUCUUUUUUUUAAAGCUAUGUGGGGCAGCUUAGAAGCUGAAAUUUCAGAGGCUGCUUUCGAAUUCUUUGAGAGUGGUGUUUUGCCAGAGGAAGUUAAUAAUGCUACCAUUUGCUUGGUUCCUAAAGUUGAGACACCAACUAAGGCAAUAGAUUUUAGGCCUAUAGCUUGUUGCAAUGCUAUAUACAAGUGUAUUUCAAAAAUUCUCUCUGGGAGGUUGGCCACUGUUUUGCCUAGUUUAGUCCAUCAAAACCAAGGAGCUUUUGUCAAAAAUAGAUUGUUGGCGCAUAAUAUCCUUCUUCUUCAGGAUAUUAUAAAGGGUUAUAAUAGGAAAAAUGCUUCCCCUAGAUGUGUGAUGAAAAUCGACUUGAGUAAAGCUUAUGACAUGCUUGAUUGGGAUUUUAUGGAGACCAUUCUUUCCAAGUAUUGUUUUCCUAGCAAGUUUAUUAAGUGGAUUAUGGCGUGUUUGAAGGAUCCUUCCUAUUUGAUUCUUAUGAACGGUAGAAUCCAAGGGGAGUUUAGAGGCAAAAAAGGUCUUAGACAAGGGGACCCAUUGUCUCCGUUGUUGUCUGUUUUAGCUAUGGAGUACUGUACUAGGCUGUUAAGUCAAGCUUCUUUGGAUAAGAGGUUCAGAUUCCACCCGAAAUGCAAAUCUCUUAAGCUAGUCAAUCUGUGUUUUGCUGAUGAUCUGGUCAUUUUUUGUAAGGGAGUUUCUAAUUCUGUUCAGAUUUUGAGGGAUAGUUUCACUGAAUUCUGUAUGGCUUCGGGUUUGUCUGCUAAUUUACAGAAAUCGCAGGUGUUUUUUGGGGGUUUGGAUGAUAGAGAGACUCAACAAUUGCUAGGGAAGAUUCAGUUCACUGAAGGGAAGUUUCCUCUCAAAUACUUAGGGGUUCCUCUUCGAACAACUAAGCGGAGGGCUGGAGAUUGUGCUAUCAUAAUUACUAAGAUUCAGCAAAAGCUUCAUACUUGGGCCAGUCGUCAUCUCUCAUUUGCAGGGAGGGCUCAACUGGUUAAUACAGUGCUUUUGAGCUUGAGAUCGUUUUGGAUGAGCAUUUUUAUGCUCCCUAAGAGUGUUACUAAGGAGACAGAUCGUUUAUGUAGAAAUUUUCUUUGGGGAGUUAAGGAAGGCAAUGUUAACCGUAGUAAAUUACACUUCACUACUUGGAGUCAAGUUUGUCUUCCGAAGUGUAUGGGUGGUCUUGGCUUUAAGGAGGGCAGUUCUUGGAACACUGUUCUCCUAGCUAAGUUUGUUUGGGCUGUUUCUAGUAAGCAAGACAUUCUUUGGGUAAAAUGGGUGGACUCAAUCUAUCUAAAGGGUCAAGAUUUCUGGUCUUAUUCUAUUCCUCAAGAUGUUAGUUGGUAUUGGAGGAGACUAGUGAAAUUGAGGUCAGUCUUCUCUGAUAUCAGCUUAGCUGCGGCUAUGAAGGGUGACAAACUCUGUUUGAAGGUGAUGUAUUACAGUUUACUUAACAGGAAAAGAGUUGAAUUCGCUGAUGUGGUUUGGUGCUCUAUGGCAGUCCCGAAGCAUAGAUUCAUCCUGUGGCAAGCUUCUCUCGGCCAUCUUCUUACUCGGGAUAAGUUGCAUCAGUGUAACUUGGAGCUGCCUUCUUUACUGUGUCCUGCUUGUGAAUUGGAGCAGGAAUCUCAUGCCCACUUGUUUUUUGCUUGUCCCUUUUCUCAACAACUCAGGGCUCAUUUGUUGGAUUGGUUGGGUAGGGAUAUCUGGCCGAUUACUUAUGCUAAUUGGUGUACCUGGAUGUGUGGGAAGCUGAAAAGUCUGAAGCAUCAGGUGUUGGCUGCUGCAUUGGCAGCUGCUGUGUACAUGGUUUGGAGAAAUAGGAACCUCUGUGUGUUUGAGUUGAGAUCUUUGGCUAUUGGUCUUGUAAUUCAGUUGAUUAAGUCCAGUAUUAGAUCUAGACUAGCCAGGUUGCCUAAGCUGAAAGUUAGGACCUGUGAGGUGGCGUUCUUAGAGGCUAUUACUCAGAUGUAA